AUGAGCCUGUCUAUUUGGACACCUGCCACACAGCGGCUUACGGUCUCACGCAGAUACCAGAGCGCCACAGCGCAAGAUCCCCCUGGUAAAGGGGAGCACCUGAUUGUCCUCCAUGCAUCCUCCCACAGAGGUUUCCUCCCUGGGUGUGAUCUAGUGUUCAGAUCCAGAUCUACAGAUGGCAGAGACUACCAUACCGAGAUGAAUAGUCAGGUUUUCACUGCGUAUGUUGAGGAGCAGCUCCUCUUAGCACUGCCUGAUAAAUUCUUGGCGGUUAUGGACAAUGCUCCCUAUCACAGUUGUCGAGAUCCUAUUAACUGUUGUCCAACCUCAAAUUCCACCAAAGGUGAGAUAUGUCAGUGGUUGGACAACAACCGUAUUGCUCGGCCCACGAAAACCAAAAAGACUGACUACUGCCAACUUCAGAACAAACCCCCGCCCUCUUAUUUGAUUGACAACAUGUUGAGAGAACAUGGUCACGAAGUGCUUAGACUUCCUCCUUACCAUUAUGACUUGAAUCCCAUCGAACUAAUCUGGGGUGAUUUGAAAAAUAUGGUCGCACGGCAAAAUAAGACCUUCAAGCUUGCCAACGCUUGA
Haliotis rufescens (red abalone) is the source of this 594-nucleotide messenger RNA. RefSeq lists its product as uncharacterized. The coding region runs from base 1 to 594 and encodes 197 amino acids. NCBI's taxonomy places the organism in Eukaryota, Metazoa, Mollusca, Gastropoda, Lepetellida, Haliotidae. The transcript has a single exon. Gene Ontology annotation, molecular function: nucleic acid binding. The record is from RefSeq and is a predicted model, not a curated record.